Molecule: messenger RNA, 747 nt
Organism: Histoplasma mississippiense
Lineage: Eukaryota; Fungi; Ascomycota; Eurotiomycetes; Onygenales; Ajellomycetaceae
Exons: 2
Coding region: 1-747 (248 amino acids)
Source: RefSeq, a predicted model, not a curated record
AUGCAGCAACAAGAACGACGGGACCAGAGAUAUUCGCAUCCUCUGAAAUCAGACCAUGUUGCUCUUGGCUGUGCGUUGAACAAAUAUGAACGUACUUUCCAAGUCGAGAACCCAACACAGUCGUACGAUUUGAUCCUCAAAGUUUCGUAUGAAGCCCUCGCAAAGGAGUUACAAGCUCUGCCAGCUGCUACGGAUACGGAAGACGCAUCCUCACUUCUAGACAAAGAGAGCAGCGCAUUCGGAGCGAGCAUUGGCACCUGGCCACCAUUCCCAGAUACCGUUGAGGCGAUGCGAAAAUUGAAGCAGCGCUAUAAGCUUGUGCCUUUAUCGAAUGUGGACCGCGCUUCUUUCCAGAAAACUCUCCAUGGCCCAUUAGGCGGAGUGCAUAAAGGGUUAAAGGAUGGGGAGGCCUUCUUCGAUGCCGUAUAUACGGCGCAGGAUGUUGGGUCUUAUAAACCAGACCCCCGAAACUUUGAAUAUCUGUUAUCGCAUUUGAAGUCGGAUUUUGGAGCAGCCAAGGAUGAUGUUUUGCAUGUUGCGCAGAGUUUGUUCCAUGAUCAUGAGCCGGCGAAAAAGUUUGGACUGCAAAGUGUGUGGAUCUCAAGGGGGGAGGGACGGGACGGAAUGGGUGGCAACGUGGCUGAAUACCUUGGGGGUGAUAAUGCGAAAGUCGCAUUUGGUUGGCGAUUCAAUACUCUGGGUGAGCUGGCAGAGGCUAUCGAAAGGGAAUCGGAAGGGGGAGUCUGA